ACCAGGAAGGGACGGGGAUUUAAACCUGGGGGAGAGAAGGGCAGGAACGUGGGGGUAGUUCGGUUUCAGUCGCAAGGUGAGAGGGGUUUCGCCGGAGCGAUCUGGGAGAAGAGAGUCUGGAUGACACUCGGGAGCUGUCGACGUGUCAAGGAAACUUAGUUAGUAGUUCCUUGGUUAGCAGUUAACCAGCUGACCAGCUAAACGACUGAGUCUGACACGCUCCUGACCUGUCAGUUCACUCAGAAGCAGUUUGGAUGAAUCCAGCAAACUAUAUGGAUCCAGUGGUAGCUCCGUUGCUAACAGCAGGAUGACAUGUCCACUGCGGGGGAUUACUCUGCCUUUAAAAAAAUUUUUUUUUCUUUUUGUGUGACGGAACCGACUAUGGAUUAAGAGAAGAAGCCCGCAUCGCUCCGCUGGGAGGAUUUGAGUCUUCAUAUGAUGAUGGUCAGCGGAACUGCCCAGCAGGGUUUAGGAGCAUCUGAUCAUAAACUGGAAGUUCCGAAGCUUAUAUACUAGAUUAAGAAAACAAUAUAAGGAUCUGGUCUUGUUCAGAGUUGGCACGAGAGCUUGUGUUGGAAUGAUGGCGCAAGACGAGCAGUGAUAAUAAAGUAACUGAUCAGUAAGGACCUAAUUGAAGUAACAGAUCCGGGUAAUAAGUUAUACCUGAUCAAACUAAAUAUUGAUACAAAGUUACUGAUCAGAGUAAUAAGUGAAACCAUAUAUGUAAUUUGAGUAUCCAGAUAUGGCAUAUGCUGAGUAAGUGAACCGGUCUAAUUGCAAAUGCUGCUGAUGGAAAUGCUGGGAGUGCUGCUCUAACCUUGGGUAGAGAAGCUGGAAGAGCCUCAGCUUGUGCACGCAAAUGCUCGGGUAGGUUGACUGAUCUCCAAGUUUUCCUGCGUUUACCUGCCCAUCUCCCCAACUCGAACCGUGCGCCGCUCGAUGGGGGUCUCGAUUAUCUGACCACCAUGGGUGGAUGCGUCGGACGGGAACGUGGGGAGGCAGGAGGCCGGGGGUCCUCCAGGAAUGGUGGAAGGUCUCACAGAAAGCGUGGAGGUCGCAAUGAGCCACUGAAGAAAGACAAACCUAAAUGGAAGAGUGACUAUCCAAUGACUGAGGGACAGCUUCGCAGCAAGAGGGAUGAGUUCUGGGAUACUGCACCGGCCUUUGAGGGGCGCAAGGAAAUCUGGGAUGCUCUGAAGGCUGCAGCAGUGGCCAUCGAAUGCAAUGACCAUGAGUUGGCACAAGCCAUUGUGGAUGGAGCCAGCAUCACACUGCCACAUGGCUCCCUGACUGAGUGCUAUGAUGAGCUUGGAAACCGCUACCAACUGCCGGUGUACUGCUUGGCACCGCCCGUUAACCUGAUCUCCGAACGUAGUGAAGAGGAUGUGCUAGAGAACCCAGAGCCACAGCCUGUACCCAAGAAGGAGUUUCAACUGAAGGUGCGCCUCUCCACAGGGAAGGAUCUGCGGCUGAAUGCCAGUAUGGCUGACACAAUCGGCCAGCUAAAGAAGCAGCUGCAGGCCCAGGAGGACAUUGAUGCCACGCAUCAGCGCUGGUUCUUCUCUGGCAAGCUGCUUACAGACAAGACUCGGCUGCAGGACACCAAGAUCCAGAAGGAUUUUGUUAUCCAGGUCAUCGUUAAUCAGCCCACCAUUCCCAACUGAGCUGGGAGAAUUGCAUCCAUCAGUGUCCCCUGCCCUCUCCACCACUGUCCUUUUGGUUUUGUCUCAAGGGUCUCUUUUUCUGGCUAGAGCAUAACACCCAUCUCACUGAAUGUCAUAAUUAUUUUAAAAAGGGGAACAUCUACUCUGCAUUUACUCUUAUCAGUUACUUUACGUCAUUAAAGAGAUAAUGAUGGUUUUUUUUUUAUUAUUAUUUAAAUGGUGACUUCUACUCAGCUGAAGGGACUUUUCCCGAUGUGGUACCUCCCAAGAGAACCAAGGAGUGCGAUCUACCCACAGUCACUCUGGAACAGUGACAUUUGCAUCGUAGUCUGUAGGGUCUUGGAGAAAUGUGUAAAGAUGAUGAUGAUGAUGAUGACUGUCAAAGCCACGGUUAUUGAAGUGCAAACUGGAGCUGCAGUCUGUACGUUGAUGGAUGUUGGGAGGGCCAACUGGUUCUUGUUAACACAGAAUGUCUUCCCUUGCAGAUAGAUGUGCGUAACGAUGCAAAACAGUCACCAGUACAAGUUAUAUCCAACACCCUGUGUUCAGUCCCAAAAGUCUGUAAGCUGGAAAUAAUGCAAACAAGAACUGGACUGUCCGUGUUCAUGAGCCUGCAGCUCAGUCUCUCUGCUAAUGUGGUUUCAGACUUUGUUAUUGACAUAACAAGCUUUUUUGCACACUUUAUAUUUUAGAUGUGUGCCUUUUGAAAAUGAAAAGAUUCUGAAAUGCUAGUGUUUAUGCUAAGCCCAGCGACAGUCUUUUAAAGUUAAUAUUCAGGAGGUGAAAUAGAAUAAUGUAUUAUAUAGCUGCCUUUAAUGAUAUUGUAAUUGUUAAACAUCAUAGCAGGUGUUUUAAAUGGUUAUCCAUUUGUGGUCCUUCCUUGUAUUGUACGCCUUGACUUUUGCUGUAGUUUGGGAGUCUGAGUCUGUAAGAUUUCAACAAGCCACACAACUAGUCUUGAAUUAAUCCAAAUCCAAACUGUAUAAAGGGACAGAGUGAGACAUGCUGGUACUGAAUGUUGGUCCUAGGUUUUAAAAAAAAAAAAAAAAAAA
Scleropages formosus (Asian bonytongue) is the source of this 2716-nucleotide messenger RNA. It is a transcript of the gene ubtd1b, whose product is annotated as ubiquitin domain containing 1b. The coding region runs from base 966 to 1664 and encodes 232 amino acids. The record is from RefSeq and is a predicted model, not a curated record. NCBI's taxonomy places the organism in Eukaryota, Metazoa, Chordata, Actinopteri, Osteoglossiformes, Osteoglossidae. The transcript is spliced from 3 exons. Gene Ontology annotation, molecular function: protein binding.